Messenger RNA from Ostreococcus lucimarinus CCE9901, 567 nucleotides. RefSeq lists its product with no specific name. The transcript has a single exon. Gene Ontology annotation, molecular function: RNA binding; RNA-DNA hybrid ribonuclease activity. Gene Ontology annotation, biological process: mismatch repair; DNA replication, removal of RNA primer. Lineage: Eukaryota; Viridiplantae; Chlorophyta; Mamiellophyceae; Mamiellales; Bathycoccaceae. Gene Ontology annotation, cellular component: ribonuclease H2 complex. The record is from RefSeq and is a predicted model, not a curated record. The annotation marks the transcript as partial.
CACGAAAAGAAACACUGGGAAGCAGGUCGUCAUCGAGUCGUAGGCGUGGACGAAGCGGGACGGGGACCGUUGGCAGGACCUGUGGUGGCGGCGGCGUGCUUCGUGCCGAAGGAUUGCGUCGUCGACUGCGUCAACGACUCCAAGCAGCUCACUGAGGAGGGCAGAGAGGAGAUCUUCGAGGAGCUCAUGGCGAAUAAGGAUAUCGAGUACGGGGUGUGCGUGAUCGAUCAAGAUCGCAUCGAUGAGAUUAAUAUUUUGGAGUGCACGAUGGAGGCGAUGCACCGAAGCGCCGCCGACGUGCCGAACGUGGACUGGGUGUUAAUCGACGGGAAUCGCGUUCCGAAGCCGCUGGAAGGCAAAGCCGAAGCGAUCGUGAAAGGUGACGCGAAGAACGUCGCCAUCGCCGCCGCGUCUAUCAUCGCCAAGGUCACGCGGGAUCGAAUGAUGCUCGAAAUCGACAAGGAAUUUCCGAUGUACGGCUUCAAGGACCACAAAGGAUACGGCACCAAGGCGCACAUGGCGGCGAUCGACAAACACGGCCCGUGCGUGUACCACAGGAAAACCUUC